AUGAAGCCUGAGUCGAACAGUGUCAGCUUCCUGCAAAAGUACUUCCAUGGCAUUGCGACAGUUGUCAGAGGUUAUCUGGUCAAGGAUUUUACUUACUGCCUCCAUCUAAGCAUCUUGCAAAAACUUUCCCCUGUGUUCAAUGAUCUCCUCACCAUCCCACAUGCUGUAAUUGCUGAGGCUACACCCCAAGGGACCGAAGAAAACCCUAUCCGUUUACAUGGAAUCAAGCAGGAAGCAUUUGACGACUUCCUGAUGUGGAUUUACAAGAUCACCUGGACACAACCCACAGAUCCAGGACGUGUCUAUAUCAACCUGCUCAAAGUUUGCCAGAUGUGGCAGAUCGACGAGGAGGAGGAGGCAAAUAAUCUUGGAGUCAAAGUCUACAGCAUUAUCGCUAAGGCUUGUGAAAUGCUUGAGUGUGAACGGAAGCUUACCACUGCCUAUCCACCUCCGAUGACUUUUGAUCCUUCAUGGGAGUGCGAGACCCAUCAGGCGGUGUGCAUAUUGAUUUGGCGUGAUUUCUGGUGGAAAAAGGUUGCGAAACAGCUCUUGCACCCAGUCAAGCCAUUGGCAUUUUGCGAUGUUGCUGAGUUUGUUGAGAGGGAGCUGAAAGGCUCUUUUGUGACCGUUGAACGUUGUACUUGUAAUUUACCUUUAAUCAGGUUGAUUAGAUAA
Messenger RNA from Laccaria bicolor S238N-H82, 675 nucleotides. RefSeq lists its product as uncharacterized. The coding region runs from base 1 to 675 and encodes 224 amino acids. NCBI's taxonomy places the organism in Eukaryota, Fungi, Basidiomycota, Agaricomycetes, Agaricales, Hydnangiaceae. The transcript is spliced from 4 exons. The record is from RefSeq and is a predicted model, not a curated record.